GAUUUUACACAGCUACUCAGGAGAAACGAAAUGAUCUGCCCUGGAGCCGCAGCAAAAUGCUGGAUGGACACCUACUCCUGGGAUGGUUAUCGUUCACAGUUAUAGUGCAUCUUCUCAGCUUGCCUGGACCAACCACAGCUUACUUCGGGUUGACCGGUAAUGAACCAUUGUCUGUUCUGCCACUGAAUUCUCUACCAGAAGAGAUCACGGGCAGAGCCCACUACAAGCUUUGUGACCGUCUCAAACUGGAAAAGAAGCAGCGCAGGAUGUGCAGACGAGACCCGGGCGUGGCAGAUACCUUAAGGGAGGCCAUUAUUAUGAGUGCCUUAGAAUGCCAGCAUCAGUUUCGCUUUGAGAGGUGGAAUUGCACCUUGGAAGGGCGCCAUCGAGCCAACCUGUUAAAAAGAGGAUUCAAAGAGACGGCCUUCUUGUACGCCAUCUCCUCUGCGGGCCUAACACACGCCCUAGCCAAAGCUUGCAGCGCAGGACGCAUGGAGCGCUGCACAUGUGACGAAGCCCCAGAUCUGGAGAACCGCAAGGCCUGGCAGUGGGGAGGCUGCGGAGACAACCUCAAGUAUGCCAACAAGUUUGUCAAGGAAUUUCUGGGCAAACGCUCCAACAAGGACCUGCGUGCACGUGUGGACACGCACAACACAAAUGUGGGGAUGAAGGUAAUCAAGGCUGGAGUAGAGACCACUUGUAAAUGCCACGGCGUCUCUGGCUCCUGCACUGUCCAGACCUGCUGGAGGCAGCUGCUACCCUUCCAUGAGAUCGGCAAGCGACUGAAGCAGCGCUACGAGACUUCUUUCAAGGUUGGCAGCCCCACCAAUGAUGCCACUGGAGAGGGAGACAUCUCCACCGGCCGAAACCAGCAGCAGCAACAGCAGCAGCAGCAGCACUCCCUGCCUGGUCUGAGCGAUCAGAUACCCCGCACUAUGGAUCUGCUCCACAUCGAAGACUCACCUAGUUUCUGCAAACCCAGCAAAUACUCAGCAGGCACCGCGGCACGCAAAUGUUACAAGGACCAAAACUGUGACGCUAUCUGUUGCGGCCGGGGCCACAACACACAAAGCAGGGAGGUUACGGGACCCUGCCAGUGUCAGGUGCGCUGGUGCUGCUACGUGGAAUGCAAGCAGUGCACGCAGCGAGAGGAAGUCUACACCUGCAAGGGGUAAAGCGGCAACAGCCCACCUACCCCACAAAUCAGCGGAGCCAGUCGACGAUGGCUGGGCUGAAGAAGACUGGUUGGUUUGUUCUCAUCUGAAGUUGUGCUGCUAUUGUCAGAACAGCGUUCGGCAGAAAACUGAGAAGCAAGCUAAAUAAAAGCAAAAAGCACUUUGAUGGAUUUAUGUGGGUUAGAGUUUCAGGGGUCCUGCAGAAUAAAACCUUUCUCAGACAACUGGGUCACCAUCUCAAGCCUUUUUUUAAAUCACAGCAUUGCCUUGAGGAAAAAGAAAUAUAUUUUAACCUGUCUCAGAAAUCUAUUUGCAACGUUUUCCAAGAAAAUGAAUAAUCCACGUAUAACAAAUGUAAAGGCGAUGAUACAGACUGAUUUUUUCUCCUGGGCUUUGCCAAAAGAACCAGUGUGUGAGUGUGUUGAUAUGUGUGUGUGUGCGUUUACCUUGUGUGUCUGUAGUUUAUAAGCCAAGUUUGAGAGUUGAUAUUUUUAUUCCAGUUAAAAUUAUAUUUUAAGACUGUUAAAAAAAAGAAAAAGGAAAAAAAAAGACAGGGUGUAAGAGUUACUCUACACGCACAUAUUUACACUCACACACGGUAUGUUUGCAUAUGUAUGUAAAUAAAACCAGUUAUGAUUUAGUGAUAUUAUACAAGCCACUUAUCUAUGUUUAAACAAACCACUAAAAACGCAAACAUUGUAUUGUUUGUGUGCUUUUUCUCUAUUUGUUUAAAAAUCCAUUUUGACAAGUGCCUUUGGAAAGCAACACACUUGUGCUCGAUGACUUGUUGUGGAUAAUUUAUAGAUCCUUUGGGACUACUCCUUCAGCAGGAGGAUUUUUAAUUUUAUUUUCCGUGAUGUUAUAUGAAACUGUUUGUACGUGCAUUAACAAAAAAAACAACAACUAAACCAAUCAGUUUAGGCUAUUCCUAGCCUUGAGCGAACCAGUGUUCAGGGAAUAACUUAAACCACUAUAUCUAUGAAGAUUAAACGAUCUGAAAAAAAAAAAACAUACAAGGACAGUUUGAGACUUGAGAUAGCAGUGGUUUAAGCCAGCAUUUUUGCAGCAGAUUAUCGUAUAAAACAGCAGACGUGUGGCAUGUGACUCCGAUCAGACUUUAUGGAGCUCUGCGCAGCUUCAUAUUUUUUAUGGGUUUUUUUCUUUUUAUAUGUUAUGUUGUAAAGAAGACUGUGGAGAACUGUAGGAAUGUAACUCCCUACCAUUUCCAUAUUUGCCUCUUCUCUUCCGCUGCCACAAUUUUGAUUGAGCCAUAUUGCAAUGUGUGCAGUAGAAGUUUAAACAGUGUGGGGUAAUUGAGACUGAAAUUCAACCUGACGGUGUGCAAAUUUGCUCAAGUCUAAAUCUUAAGUUUAUGCCUUGUAGCUAGCAUAAGCAUAUGUUUUUUUUUUUGUUUUUUAUACGGCUGAUAUUUGUGAUGUUCCACAAACCUAAAUGUAAAAAACUAUAAUUUCACCACUGUCUUCUAUUGGAAGCCGGUGAAACUGUAUUUAUCCAUGAGUUAAUUUUCCUUUCCCCCUUACUUUAAGUGACUAGGUCAGCACAUCGGGUCUUAUUAGGACUCUACACAUUACAGUGACACUUUAUAGCUAAAGUUUGACAUUUCAAGAAAUGUACAGUUGUGCUUUCUUAAGAUUGAAUCAGAAGAAUACCAUCUGUGGGGUCCCUGUGAAAGAUUUGCUCCCGGUCUGUGAGGGCUAACAGAGCGCUAGGACAAGUUAGGCUCACUGGAUGCUUAACGAGAAAAACACAAGGGUGCAAGACAACUGAAAGUGAAUAAGUGCAGUACCCAAAACCCCAAACUAUCAAUGUACAACUACCUCCACUAUUACUAGCACCCCGGGUAAAGAUUUAUAUAUAAAGAAAAGUUUGAAAAUGCAUUAAUCUUGUAUUGCAGUAGAAUAGUCUCACUAAAACAAACAAAGUAACUGCUGCAGCUCUCUGUAAAGGUAUAUCUGCAAAUCAUUUUAGUCCUGGGUUAUACUACUGCAAUAAAAGAAUGGCCCUUCACUAGGGGAGAAAUCAUUUUGGUGUUGUACAUCUUUAGGAGGACAGUGCAAAUGGUAACGUUUCACAUAUUCUGGUUUGAAUUAACUACUGAGCGAGGGACCCAUUUUUCUAUCAUAGAACCAUUCACGCACUGAUGCCCAAAUGCCCUUUGAAGUAUUUUAGAUCUGUAUUUAUGGAUACAAUCAAGUGCAGAAUUUUUCUAUUUAAUUUUUUUAAUGUAAAUAGCAAUGGUUUCUUCUCCUGUGGUAUAGAGACAAAACUGAGGCACAUGUUAUUUUAAAACAUACAUAUUGACAAAAAAACAAAAAACAAUGUUAUUUGGUUUUAGAUUAUCACUGUGUUUCAAUUGCUUAUAAAAUAAUUAGAUCAUCCGAGUAAAUUUAAUGAAUUCCUCCAACUUUGGCAUUAAAUUCAUGCUUGAGGAUGUGGACCUCGCUAGGCUUAAUUAUUCUGAGGUGCCAAAUUCCAAACAUUUUGAUAGGAGAUGGCACUCCAAAUAAAGACUGGUUAAAACACACACACAGAACUUUGCACGCUACAUGGUGACCAUAAUAGCUAUGCUGGGACUCGGAGGAUAAAUGCCUGCUCCCCACAGCUUCUGGUGGUGGUGGUGUUUUUCUUUUUUUUUUUCUUUUUUGUUUUUUUUGUUUCCACAUUUUUUUGGCCCAAACACUGUGAGGCUCUCUAUUAUUAAAUUAAAUGGAUUUGCAACGGAUAUGACAGAUAUACUAAGUCCACGCAGAGUACAUUCUUUGGCGUGUUCUUGAUUUGUACAUAGGCCUACAAGUUGUUAAAGAAAAACCGAGGAGCAUGAUGCAUAUUUAGACUUCACGGUCAUCUGUGUUCUCAAAAAAACAAACAAAAACAAAGCUCUGCACUGUUUAGUGUUCAGUGGAUCAUGUAUAAAAUUCUAUUUUGUAGAAAAGAUUGAGAUAAGUUAUUUUGGAAAAUAUUAUAAGCAUGUGUUUAGUGUAAAUAUAUAAAUAUAUUAAAAAAAAUUAAUUGAUUUUAUAUCCUGGAUUUUAUAUGUUUUUUCCCUUAUGGCUGUUUGUGCCUUUUUGGGGUGGAGGCUUCACAAAGCAAUAUCUUUUACAAUCUAUCAUUUCAUGUCAACAUUAAUACCUAAGCACUAAUAAAUCCUAAAGAAUUUUGAAUCAUUGUACAUUUAGAUAUUUAAUAUAAUCACGGUCAUCCAGAGUUCUUUAUUGAUUGACUUAUUUUGUAAAACAGCUUAUUAAUUUUGUCAUUGUAGCCAUCCAACCAUAUCUAUAUAGUCUCCUGCAGUGUUAACUGAUGACCACACCUGUAUGAACCAAUUUAUACUCGACUUUGUUUGCAUUUUGUUAGGAUUUAUACUGUGCUUAUCAUAACACAUAAAACACACCAACUAUGUAUUUUAUUUUUGUGAAACUAUUACACCAGCUGAAUUUUUGUCCAUGUCCAACUAGUCUUGUCUUAUGGGAACUCUAAAUUAUUUUCCCUCUACCUCAUGUGUAUAGCUUGUAGGUAUAAACAGAUUGCGAAUGACUGGUAAGAAUGUAUUUAAGUUAUUUAACAUCUUUGUAUAACAAAGGCGUAAAAAAAAAAUUCUGAAAUAAUAAAUGACAUUCUAAAAUUGUAA
Molecule: messenger RNA, 4824 nt
Organism: Fundulus heteroclitus (mummichog)
Lineage: Eukaryota; Metazoa; Chordata; Actinopteri; Cyprinodontiformes; Fundulidae
Gene: wnt9a
Product: wingless-type MMTV integration site family, member 9A
Exons: 4
Coding region: 57-1175 (372 amino acids)
Biological process (GO): multicellular organism development; cell fate commitment; canonical Wnt signaling pathway
Cellular component (GO): extracellular region
Molecular function (GO): cytokine activity; frizzled binding
Source: RefSeq, a predicted model, not a curated record